This is a messenger RNA of Calliphora vicina (urban bluebottle blowfly), 1791 nucleotides long. RefSeq names its product L-dopachrome tautomerase yellow-b (gene yellow-b). Gene Ontology annotation, cellular component: extracellular region. The record is from RefSeq and is a predicted model, not a curated record. Bases 60 to 1517 code for a protein of 485 amino acids. The transcript has 2 exons. NCBI's taxonomy places the organism in Eukaryota, Metazoa, Arthropoda, Insecta, Diptera, Calliphoridae.
AAUUAUAUGUACUACAAAUCUAUAGAAGAAGAAUAAAUAAUUCAUGUGUUAAUUGAUUUAUGUGCAUUUUGAAUUUUUGCCAUACAAAAGCAAAGAAAAUGACUAAUUUGUGGACAACACUAAAGACGACAACGUCAACGAUAUUGUUUGUCAUUUUGGCAACACAUUUAAUCGGCCAUGUGCAUUCAAAUGACAAUUUGCGUGUUGCAUACGAAUGGAAAGAAAUCGAUUUUAAAUAUGCCAGCGCUGAGGAACGUUGGUCUGCCAUCGAACGCUAUGAAUUCAAGCCAGAAAAUGUCAUACCAUUUGGCAUUGAAGUUUAUCAAUCAAGACUGUUUGUAACUCUGCCACGUUGGCGCGAUGGAGUGCCGGCUUCAUUGGCCUACCUUGAUCUAAAUGAUAAUUCAACAAAAUCUCCUGCUUUAAUUCCAUAUCCAAGUUGGGAAGCACACAAUCUCAAUGAAAUGAAUCCCGAAUUGGUGUCACCCUUCCGUAUGCGUGCCGAUCGCUGUGGUCGUUUAUGGGUCUUAGACUCUCGUAUUUCAAGCGUUUUAGAGGAAACUAUGCUCUAUGGUCCAGCUCAGCUUUUAAUAUACGAUUUGCACAAUGACAACCUGCUCAGACGUCAUAUUUUCCCCGAAGAUCAAGUCAAAGAAAGUUCAUUCUAUGCCAAUUUAGCCAUAGAGGAUGGUGAUUGCGAAAAUACUUUCGCCUAUGCUGGUGAUUUAGGUAGUCCGGGUUUGGUCGUUUAUUCAUGGAAACAAGAGGAAUCGUGGAGAGUUCAACAUAAUUACUUCCAUCCUGAUCCAUUGGCUGGUAAUUACAGUAUAGGUGGUCGUGAUUUCCAGUGGGAUGAUGGUCUGUACGGUUUAGCUCUAAGUAAAAUGCUACCUGAUGGCCACUCCACAUUAUAUUUCCAUCCCUUGAGUUCUACCAUGGAAUUUGCGGUCAAUACCAUGAUUUUGCGCAACAAAACUUUGGCCACUGAGGGUCCAAUUUAUAAAGAAUUUAAAAUAUUGGGCUCUCGAGGACCAAAUGCCCAGGCGGGAGCUUCAUUUUUGGAUCAAUUGACAGGAGUGUUAUUUUAUGCUUUGCCCAAUUUAAAUGCCGUUGCAUGUUGGAAGACUUCCAAUCGGGCAUACACGAUCAAAUCACAAGGUCGUGUCUACAUGAAUCCCAUUGAAAUGGUAUUUCCCAGUGACAUUAAAGUUGAUGAUCAAGAUCGUCUUUGGGUGUUGUCAAAUCGUUUGCAAGAAUUUCUCUACGGUGAACUGUUUCCAAACUCCAUAAACUUCCGCAUUUUGACUGCUCAUGUUAAAGAUGCCAUCGAAAAUACAGCUUGUGAUAUUAAAACAAAACCUCUGCCCGAAAUCAUAAACAAAUUGGGCGAUAUUUUAAAUAAUGCUUCGAAUAACAACAGAAACAACAAUAGUGAUAGAUCAACAAACGCUGGAUCUCAAUUGAUUUUGGCGAACUUGUUGGUUGUAGCAGCUGCGAUAAUGUUGUUGUUCAGGUGAUAAAAACCUGUUGGAAAUUUGAUCUUGAUUUUUAAUUAUUGUUUUAGUUUUUUUCUUCUUAAUUUCUAUGUGUGUAAAUUUAGUUAUUAAGGCCAUAAUUUUAUAUUAAUUAUAUUUUUAGCGUGUGUAUAGUAUUUGUUGUAAAUUUAUUGAAAAAUUAUUUAAAAGUUAAAAAUUACCUCAGUAGUAAACUAAAUAUGUAUAUGUAUGUAUAAUUCGUAUUUAAAAACUAAAAAUAAAUUAAGUUAUUAUUAAUAAAAAUAAAAUGUAAAAA